GGGCCGCUUUAAGCGUAAUUUUGAGCCAGUCCGUGCCUGCCACGUCAGGGGGAACGGGCUCUAGCGCAGCUGGCAAUGGGACUAGCGGAGGCGGCGGGCAGGGAGUCAUCGAAGUGGAGGAGGAUUGCGACCUUAUAAUGGAGAUAAAGUGUGACCCGCAGGGUUACGUAAAAUCACUAAACCUCGGGUCCAUGCUCUGUCUCCCUCAGGAGGUUCUGUCCCUCGUGCGCUUGCAAUCACUGAGUCUCUCCUCCCCCACCAUUCCACCCAUCCGCAUGUCAAGCAUUCCCUCUGUCAUCGGCCAACUCACCUCCCUCACUUCCCUGCAAAUCUCCAACACAGUAGCAGGGGGGUCAUUCCCUGCAUCCCUGUCCCAACUGAAGCAACUCAAAUCACUGAGCCUGGGCGGCACUACCUUGUCCGGCACCAUUCCCCACUUCUUCUCCUGCCUCACUUCCUUGACACGCCUGGAACUUGCGCGGGUGGGCCUCUCCUCCUCGCUGCCCGCUGGCUUCUCGCGUCUCACCAACCUCAUCAUGCUCGUUCUUCCCGGCAACAAUCUCACCGGCUCACUCGCUCCUCUCGCUGGCAUGAAGCGCCUGCAGCACAUCAACGGCAUUCACAAUCGCUUCUCAGGCAGCAUCCCAUCGACCAUCAGCCGCCUCGCAGACCUCUCCACCAUCUGGCUAGACAACAACACCAUCACCGGUUCCUUCCCAGCCUCCAUCUCCAAACUCCAAAACCUCGACUUCCUGGGCAUGCAGUUCAACCGGCUCACAGGCAGUCUACCGCAAGGCAUGGGAGGGCUCUCAAGCUUGCAAGGCCUGGACCUCUCACACAACAGCAUCUCAGGCUCACUGCCGUCUACCAUGGGCAAACUGAGGCUUCUCCGCUCCAUGCGAGUUGACAACAACAGCAUCACUGGAUCCAUCCCUCUCUCCUUCUCCUCCCUCACUUCACUCUUGUUGCUCUCCUUCCUCGCCGCAUUGCCACGCCUGCAGCUCAUCUACCUCAACAACAAUAGACUCAACGGCACUCUGCCAACCAACUUCGCAAGCUUCCCAGCCCUUGAAGUCCUAAUCCUCUCCAACAACCUCCUGCAGGGCAGCAUACCACCCUCCAUUGCAAGUGCUCCCAAACUGACAAAACUCCUGCUCGCCAACAACCAGCUGUCAGGCCGCCUCCCUGACCCUUCGAUCACCAACCCAGCCUUCUUCACAUUUGACGUGCAAAACAACAACCUCUCCGGCCCAAUCACAGACUCCGUAUUCCCUGCCUUACCGAAGCUCUACAUCCU
Messenger RNA from Closterium sp. Naga37s-1, 1297 nucleotides. The record is from the annotation of a GenBank genome assembly. NCBI's taxonomy places the organism in Eukaryota, Viridiplantae, Streptophyta, Zygnematophyceae, Desmidiales, Closteriaceae.